AUGGCUCUUAUCAACUCCAACAACACCCUUUUCAGCCUCAUUCAUCUUCAGACACUCAACCUUGAUGAUAAUGACUUCAAUUACUCUCAUAUUCCUCCUGCCAUUAAGCAACUUUCUGGUCUAACUUACCUCAACCUCACUAUACAUCUAAGAAGCCUAGUGAGAAACUUAACUAGUUUGGAAAUUUUUCGCCUUAGUCACGUAGACAUAUCAUCCACAAUACCCGAUUUCCUUGCAAACUUCUCUUCCUUGACGUCCUUGCUUCUUGAAGAUUGUGAAUUGUACGGUGAACUUAGUCGACUUACUUUUCUAAACCUAGCGAUGAACAACUUCAGUGGUAACAUUGCUUCUUCUCUUCACAAUCUUACCCAACUUAUUGUAUUAUGUCUUCAUUCCAAUCACAUAACUGGUCCAAUCCCACCUUCGUUAGGAAACCUUACCAAACUAGAACUUUCAGGUUUCCUUAGGCAUCAAAAUGAGUUGGAGUGGUUCGAACUUUGUGGAAACAAAAUCUACGGUCAAAUACCAAAGUGGAUGUGGAACACAAGUGUAGACACUUUGGAAGAUUUGAACAUUGGCGACAACUUCAUAACAGUCUUUCACCAACAGCCUGCAGUUCUUCCCUGGGUUAACUUGGACGUAUUAGAACUUUCCCUUAAUAUGUUGCAAGGACCACUUCCAAUUCCUCUGCCAUCCAUCAAAGCAUAUAUCAUCUCAGGGAACAUGAUGACGGGAAAGAUUCCACAUGUGUUUUGCAACCUGAGUUCUCUUUACAUCCUUGAUUUGUCUGAUAACAACAUCGAUGGCAUGAUUCCACAAUGUUUCAGAAACUUGAGCAGUUCUUUGGCUGUGUUGAGUUUAAGAAACAACUCUUUUCAUGGAGUCAUUCCUCAAACAUGUAGUGGCAAUGCAAGCAACAACUUGAUGUUGGUUGAUCUUAGUUAUAAUCAGUUGCAGGGUCAACUACCACGCUCAUUGUCCAACUGUAUGAUGCUAGAAGGUAUUGUUGUCUCCAACAAUCGUUUGAAUGAUGUUUUUCCAUCUUGGUUGGGGUCCCUGCCGAAGUUGAAACUUCUUACAUUGCGUAAGAAUGAGUUCUAUGGUGCAAUUGGGAAACCUGAAAAGGAUUUGGAGUUCCCUAAGCUGCAGGUGAUUGAUUUGUCUUGCAAUAAUUUCUCAGGCGAAUUGCCAUCUCAAUACAUCAUCAGUUGGAAUUCCAUGAAGGUAAUCAACUCCAGUGAUUUUACAUAUAUGAGUGCGGAGUUAGGCAUUCCUGCUUUUGAGUAUAUGGGGAAGACACUCCUUCAUCGCUAUUCAAUCACAAUAACAUCUAAAGGGGUAGAGAUAUACGAUAAAGCCAUCCAAGAUAUCUAUGCUUUUGUUGAUUUGUCAAGCAACAAAUUUGAAAGGAAGCUUCCUCAACUGUUUGGGAACCUAAAGGCCCUUCGGUCAUUAAACCUUUCGAACAACAUGGUUUCAGGUCGCAUCCCAUCAUCUUUGGGAGAUUUAACAAUGCUUGAAUGA
Messenger RNA from Ziziphus jujuba (common jujube), 1524 nucleotides. Its product is annotated as receptor-like protein 6. NCBI's taxonomy places the organism in Eukaryota, Viridiplantae, Streptophyta, Magnoliopsida, Rosales, Rhamnaceae. The coding region runs from base 1 to 1524 and encodes 507 amino acids. The record is from RefSeq and is a predicted model, not a curated record. Gene Ontology annotation, molecular function: protein binding. The transcript has 4 exons.